GGCUGCAGGGCCAGAGGUCCGGCUGGGUGGGGCUGCGUGAAGCCGAAGCCGUAGUUGCUUCAAAUCGCAGGCGUGGGAGCGUGGGGUGUAAAACGGGUCCCCCUUAUACCGGUUCGCUUCCGGCGUCAUGGCUCAAAGGGCCUUCCCGAAUCCUUAUGCCGAUUAUAACAAAUCCUUGGCUGAAGGCUACUUUGAUUCUGCCGGGAGGCUGACCCCUGAGUUCUCGCAACGCUUGAACAAUAAGAUUCGAGAGCUUCUUCAGCAAAUGGAGAGAGGCCUAAAGUCAGCAGACCCUCGGGAUGGCACUUGUUACACUGGCUGGUCAGGUAUUGCUGUGCUUUACUUACAUCUCUAUGAUGUGUUCGGGGACCCUGCCUACCUGCAGAUGGCACAUGGCUACGUGAAGCAGAGUCUGAACUGUCUGAGCAAGCGUUCCAUCACCUUCCUGUGUGGGGAUGCAGGCCCUCUCGCUGCGGCUGCUGUACUGUAUCACAAGAUGAAGAAUGCGAAGCAGGCAGAAGAUUACAUCACGCGGCUGAUUCACCUAAAUAAGAUUGAUCCCCAUGUCCCGAAUGAAAUGCUGUACGGACGAAUGGGCUACAUCUAUGCGCUUCUUUUCGUGAAUAAGCACUUUGAAGAGGAAAAGAUUCCCCAGAGCCACAUUCAGCAGAUUUGUGAAACGGUUUUAACCUCUGGAGAAAGCCUGGCUAGAAAGAGAAACUUCACAGCAAAGACUCCACUGAUGUACGAAUGGUACCAGGAAUAUUAUGUGGGGGCUGCUCAUGGCCUAGCAGGAAUUUAUUACUUCCUGAUGCAGCCAAGCCUUCAAGUGAACCAAGCGAAGUUACAUGGUUUGGUCAAGCCCAGCGUAGACUAUGUCUGCCAGCUGAAAUUCCCUUCCGGCAAUUACCCUCCAUGUGUGGGCGAUAAUCGAGAUCUGCUUGUCCAUUGGUGCCAUGGUGCCCCUGGAGUAAUCUACAUGCUUAUCCAGGCCUAUAAGGUGUUCAAAGAGGAACGGUAUCUCCGUGACGCCUACCAGUGUGCGGACGUGAUCUGGCAGUAUGGGUUGCUGAAGAAAGGAUAUGGACUGUGCCAUGGCACCGCGGGGAAUGCCUAUGCCUUCCUGACCCUAUACAACCUCACACAGGAUAUGAAGUACCUGUAUAGGGCCUGUAAGUUUGCUGAGUGGUGCUUAGAUUAUGGAGAACAUGGAUGUAGAACACCGGACACCCCCUUCUCCCUCUUUGAAGGAAUGGCUGGAACAAUCUAUUUCCUGUCUGACCUGCUCGUCCCCAUGAAAGCCAAGUUCCCUGCAUUUGAGCUAUGAAAGGAAAGCAUGCACCCCGUAAUUCACUGCAUGACCCUCUCUGUGUAUUCAAACCUGGGCUAUGUGCUUUCAUUGCUUUUCACUGAAACAUAGAGUUAAACUGUGUACUUGAUUAAUAUUUUUCUGAAUGUGACAUUAGUUCAGUUCCUUCCUUGUCCUUACCAUUGGCUUUUAUUCGAAUGUACCCAAGGAAAUAUUUUCCCUUUAGUUGCUUUAUUCCUAAAGGGAGAGUGGGUGGUAUGUAGAAUAUUUGGAGGGCAUAUACAUACAUGUCUGUCAGAACUUGGAGGAAUUCUUAUUUAAGCUUAUCAAUAUGACAGUCUGUUACUAGUCUAAGAAUUUUUAGAAGAAACUAAAUGUAGUUAACGAUAAAUAUAUGAAUCUUACUGGAUAUUGGCCUCCACCUCUUCUCUUUGUUUUCCUCCCAAGAGGAGGUCAGAUGGCUUUAUGACUGCCUUUCUCUAAGUGGUUGAUUAUGAAAUGGGACAAAAAUAGAAUUUUAUGCUUCCAGGAGAAAAAUUGCAUGAGUUGCACACCGGUCUGGGACCUAACUACCAUUUUUCAAUUCACGUGGCUACUUAGACUUGAGAGAAAAUACUUUCAAAUGUGCCCCUUUGUGUUGGUGGUCAAUAAUGCAUCAUGGCUCCGUAAGCCAGCAUUUUUAUCAAAGACUUCUAAAAUGCGAUGAUUGUCUUCAAAAUUCUGAUCUGAAGGUUGGUUCACGCUAAGCUGAUGAUAACAACAGAUUCGUGCUUUCUCUAAAAUAAUCUAGUACAUUUUGGAAGUAUUUAUUUAAAUUUGUUUGUUUUCGGUGUUAGUUUGAGAUCAGGAAGCAAGUUUUAUGUCUGAAUAUUUUGUGACCUAGGACUUGAGUCCACCAGUCCACCUGACUUAAACCUUGAUUUGUUGUUUUACUUACUUUGCAAUGACUAUGCUUUAGUGCUGACUAUUAGCUAAAAGCCAUAUUUUCUUUCGUAUGAAUUUAUGUAAAUGUUGGUCUUUUCACUAAAUAAGUACAGCACUCUACUUUUGUUUAAAACAAAAAAUUCAGGGGAAAAUGAUCUGUAGCCAAUACCUUGAAUAAGAACAUUAAGCUUUUGAUAGAAAUGCUAUUUAUUUAGAAGGUAUUAUCCAGUGAUGUGUUUGAAACAAAUAGCUUCUAUAUCUUUGCAUAUCUUAGGCUUAACAUUUCAUCAGUCUCUGAGACCUCAGAAUCUGGAAUUUAUAUGGUAGAUGAAAACCCCUGGUGCUUCAAAUUCUGUACAAAUGUUUUGACUCAGCAGCUCCUCCUCCUCCCACUGCUGCCUUUCCAGGCCUAUUUUAUCUCUUCUUAUGUGUUGACUGAUUUAAGAGCACUUUGCGGCUUUUAAAAAAAAAAAAAAACAGG
Loxodonta africana (African savanna elephant) is the source of this 2714-nucleotide messenger RNA. It is a transcript of the gene LANCL1, whose product is annotated as LanC like glutathione S-transferase 1. NCBI's taxonomy places the organism in Eukaryota, Metazoa, Chordata, Mammalia, Proboscidea, Elephantidae. Gene Ontology annotation, biological process: peptide modification; carbohydrate metabolic process. The coding region runs from base 128 to 1327 and encodes 399 amino acids. The record is from RefSeq and is a predicted model, not a curated record. Gene Ontology annotation, cellular component: plasma membrane. The transcript has 10 exons.